Molecule: messenger RNA, 518 nt
Organism: Spinacia oleracea (spinach)
Lineage: Eukaryota; Viridiplantae; Streptophyta; Magnoliopsida; Caryophyllales; Amaranthaceae
Product: MLP-like protein 43
Exons: 2
Coding region: 63-518 (151 amino acids)
Biological process (GO): defense response
Source: RefSeq, a predicted model, not a curated record
AAAUAUUUUCAUCUCAACAUCCUAAAUUAAAUACAUUUAGACAUUUAUAUUUGAAUUGAAAGAUGGGAGUUAUAGGGAAGCUAGAAGUUGAUGUUGAGAUUAAGUCACAAGGUGAUCUUUUUCAUGAACUGUUUGGGCAGAAGCCACACCAUGUUGCCAAUAUCACCCCCGAUAAAAUCCAUACUUGUGACGUGCAUGAGGGUCAUUUUGGAAAGCCUGGCUCUAUCAUUUGUUGGGAUUAUACUAUUGAUGGGAAGAAAUGUGUAGCAAAGGAGAUAGUUGAAGAAAUAGAUGAAGAGAAGCAAUAUGUGAAGUUCAAAGUCAUAGAAGGACAUCUCCUUGAAGAGUUCAAGGGCUUUAGCGUGAGUAUUCAUGUUAUUCCUAGUGGUGAAACAACAAUUGUGAAGUGGACUAUUGAGUUUGAGAGGUUUGCUGUUGAUGGGCCCUACCCAACCAAGAUUAUGGACUUUUGCAUUGGUAUCACCAAGGAUAUUGAGGCCCAUCAUCUCAAUGAAUAA